Messenger RNA from Porites evermanni, 1210 nucleotides. NCBI's taxonomy places the organism in Eukaryota, Metazoa, Cnidaria, Anthozoa, Scleractinia, Poritidae. The record is from the annotation of a GenBank genome assembly.
AUGUCAGAGCACGGCGGAACUCAUAUAGAUGCCCCUAAACAUUUCUACCAAAAAGGGAAACAUUUGAACGAAGUUCUGUUGGAUGAACUCAUAGGGCCAGCGGUUGUUGUGGACAUCUCGGUCCAGACUGCCAAGGACCAAGACUAUCAGUUGAGCGUAGGUGAUCUAGAAGCCUGGGAAGAAAAACAUGGCAAGAUCCCGGAUGGUGCUAUCCUCUUCCUUUACUCAGGCCGGGGAAAGGACUGGGCAAAUCCAGACAAGUUUUUGGGCUAUGAUCCUAAAUUAAACAAGACUGGUUACGGUUAUCUACAUAGCCCAGGUAAUGCUAAAAUAGAAAAGCAUCAAACGUUUGUACUCUGUCCCUAUUUUCAUGUUAUAUUACAUUGGGGCCACAAGGAGUCCUCUUGGGGUUCAGCGAUGUUUCACUUGAACCUCAAUGAUGUGAGUCCCAUGCAGUUGGAAAGGAUUACUGAAGAACGAAAUGGAAAUCCAAAGCCAAAAAAACAUGUGCCCCUCGGAAAUUAGUUUUAGCGAAGUCGAUGUUCAAAUUUCCUGUGAAAGUGAAAAAAGAAUGUUGUUUUCGUAUCUGUUAAAGAAAAUGGCACUGAUUUAUCCAGAGACUGACGAAUUGUGGCGGGCUGAAAAUUGGCCCAAAUUAGUUUCGUCCCUUGUCUCUUCAUUAUAUUAUUAUGUUAGUUGCUGUUAUUUUUCCGCCGUCAUUACCGGUUUUCCAGAGCAUUGCAUAAUAUUUUACCAGGUAGCAUAAGACGAUGGAAUGACGGUUUGCUCGAUUCUACAGAUAAAAACAAAGGCGAUGCGCGUAACUACAAUAGGCAAUCAAGGUUACGUAUAACUCCUCUAUGCCCUGUGGUAAGUACAGUCAUACUGGUGAAAACAAGUGCACAAUGUUCAUUUUUAGAUUUGCACAUAUACAAUGAAUUUACUUUCUAUUUUUAUCCUAGGUUUCAGUCCUGAAGCAGCUGAAUGGAUUGUAAAGAGUGGAAAAGUCUCUGCAGUGGGUGUGGACGUAGUAUCUUUGGACAAUGGACAGUCGAAAAUCUUCAAGUCACAUACAAUCCUAUUAAGUGCCAACAUAUCCGGAUACGAAAUGGUCGCCAACCUGGAUAAGUUACCUCCCGCGGGAGCUAUGGUGUACGGUGCGCCAAUAAAGAUCAAAGAUGGCACAGGAGGCGCUAGUAGGAUCUUUGCU